AGAGAGAGAGAAAAAAGAGUGGACCUAAAGUUUAAGAACUAAAUACUAAUACUGGUUUUGUCUGUAUUCUUAAGGAGGAACGAAUGUUGGAAGCUUAGGAAGCAAAAAAGCUAAAACGCAUGGUUGAAAAUGGCGGCCAACGUUUCUUCUUCCUCAACUCUAAAACCCCAUUUACUUCAACACAGAGAGUGAAAGAGCCUUAAAGGUUUAAACUUUAAGCCAAGUAAGUUGUUUUUGAGUGAUAAAGAAGUGAGCUUUGUUUAGCUCACUUGGGUUGUAAUUAAGGGUAGUUAGUGUUUUUUUCUUUUCUUUCUUUCACUUUUUGAGCUUUUGGAGUUUUGGGGUUUGAUUGAAUAGUGAGAAAGUUGUGAACUUUAAUUUUGUUUGGUGGGUUUGAUUUAAUGGGGACAAGAAUUGGAUUUGUGGCUUCAGAGAAGGGAGCAGAAAAAGAAUGUGAUGUUGGGUUGGGUUUGAGGAUGCAAACAAAUGACACUAAAUCAUUUAGUAGUCGUAGGAAGAUGAUGAUGAUGAUGACCACCACUACUACCAUACCCCAUCACCAUACUCAUCAAAAUCAUCAUAACCAUAAUAGUAAUGAAGAUGAAGAUGGUGGUGAUGAUGAUAUUGUUGUUGAUGAUGAAUCUUCUCUUUACAACAAUAGAGCUUUUGUUGAAGAAAGUUGUAACCUUGGUAGUGGUGGUGGUGGUGGUGGUACUGGUGGCUCUGCCUCUGGUUGUGGUGGUGGUGGUGGUGAAAAUGACAGUACUACUGGACCCAAGUUGUUUUGCAACACAAGCAACCAAGUUGUUUCAAUGGCUAAUAUAUACAACAACAUAGUUGGUCUUGGUUCUUCAGAUUCUCUCCCCAAAACUCUGCUCAUUCCUAACUCUGAAUCCUUCUACAACAACCCUUCUUCUGGAGGAGGAAUAAUGGUGCAUGGAAAUAUGAGAUUUCCAUUCACAGCUGAUCAAAGACAAGAACUUGAAAGACAAACCAUGAUUUUCAAGUACAUGAUGGCCUCUAUUCCUAUUCCACAUCAAUUACUCCCUUCCUCUUCACCCAAGACCAUUCCACCAUCAAAUUUUGCUUAUUUCCACUCAUCAAAUCGUGGUUUAGAGCUUGGUAUGUCAAAUAAUAACUCGGAUCAAGAACCAUGGAGAUGUAGAAGAACAGAUGGUAAGAAAUGGAGGUGUUCAAGAAAUGUUAUACCAGAUCAAAAAUACUGUGAAAGACACUCUCACAAAAGUCGUCCUCGUUCAAGAAAGCAUGUGGAACUUCAAUCCCACUUCCUUAACAACAACAACAACAACACUAAAAAUCCAUAUUCAAAGCCUGAAUCUUUAGACCAACAGAGAAAAACCCACCAACACCAGCACCAGUCUCAUGACAACCAACCAAGGAGUGUGGAGUGGUUCAUGAAUUCAAAUCAAGAAUGGCAGCAUAUGAUUCACCAACAACAACAGACCAAACAAGGCCUAAAUGACCAAUUCAGCUUAUUGCUUGAUUCAUCUUCUACUGAUAAUCAGUCAAGUAAAACAAGGCAUUUCAUUGAUGCUUGGUCAAUUGCAGAUGAGAGAGAUCAAUUGAGAUUUUCCAACUCUUCAUCAUCAUCAUCUUCAUCAUCAUCAUCACUUGCUCUAUCAAUUCAUAAUAGUAACAACAAUAAUGAAGUUGUAGUGAGCCAAAAUGCCCAAAUGAGUUAUAAUCCUAUUUUGGGUUCAGGAAUGAUGAUGAUCAACAACAACAACAACAACAACAACAACCAAGUUUCAUGGAGUGGUUCAGUACCACAUGGUGGACCUUUAGCUGAAGCCUUAUGCCUUGGAAUGCCUCAUCAAAACUCCUCAAAAUGAUUCAACUUUUCCUUUUUUUUUUUAAUCUUAAUCAAAAUCCCAAUGUUGAUCUGUUCUUUGCAGUUUGUUUGCUUUUGUAUUUUCAUUCCUUUUUUUAAGCUUAAUUAUCUAAAGAAAUAAUGUUACUCAUGAUGAUGAUACAUAGUGCUUUGCUUUGUUAGUUUAAAAUGUCUCAAAUAUAUUCCCAAAAA
This is a messenger RNA of Cannabis sativa, 2044 nucleotides long. RefSeq names its product growth-regulating factor 7. The transcript is spliced from 4 exons. Gene Ontology annotation, molecular function: ATP binding. Gene Ontology annotation, biological process: DNA-templated transcription; developmental process; regulation of DNA-templated transcription. Lineage: Eukaryota; Viridiplantae; Streptophyta; Magnoliopsida; Rosales; Cannabaceae. The coding region runs from base 402 to 1853 and encodes 483 amino acids. Gene Ontology annotation, cellular component: nucleus. The record is from RefSeq and is a predicted model, not a curated record.